Stylonychia lemnae is the source of this 1353-nucleotide messenger RNA. The record is from the annotation of a GenBank genome assembly. Lineage: Eukaryota; Ciliophora; Spirotrichea; Sporadotrichida; Oxytrichidae.
AUGGGUAACUAAGGAAUGGGCGGCGCUGGCCGUGGAAAUCAGCAAAUGACUGAAGAGGAAAGAAGAAGAGCUAGAGAAAGAAGAUAGGAAGAAUAGAAGAGAAGGUAAGAAGCAGCUCCUACUAGAAUUGGUAGAAAGAAGAAGGGCAAGAAGGGAAUUGAAGCAUCAAGUAAACUCCCACAAAUCAACCCUGUGUCAAAGUGUAGAUUGAAGUUAUUGAGAACUGAAAGAGUAAAGGAUUACCUCUUGUUAGAGGAAGAAUUCAUUAAGAAUCAAGAGAGACUUAAGCCUCAAGAAGAGAAUAAGGAAAAGGAGAGACUUAAAGUCGAUGAAUUCAGAGGAACACCACUUACAGUUGGAACUCUUGAAGAAAUUAUCGAUGAUGAGCAUGCCAUCGUUACCCCACAUGUGGGUCUUGAGUACUAUGUGCCAAUCUUAUCAUUCGUUGAUAAGGAUUAACUCGAACCAGGUUGCUCAGUAUUACUCAAUCACAGAUCUCAUGCUGUUGUUGGUAUCCUUCAAGAUGAUAUAGAUCCAAUGGUCAGUGUUAUGAAGGUUGAGAAAGCUCCACUUGAAUCAUAUUCUGAUAUUGGUGGUCUUGAGGCACAAAUCAGAGAAAUUAAGGAGGCAGUAGAACUUCCAUUAACUAAUCCCGAACUUUAUGAGGAUCUUGGUAUCAAGCCUCCAAAGGGUGUUAUCCUAUAUGGAGAGCCAGGUACUGGUAAAACUCUCCUGGCCAAGGCAGUUGCUAAUCAAACCUCAGCCACUUUCCUUAGAGUUGUAGGUUCAGAAUUGAUUAAGAAAUAUCUAGGAGAAGGACCAAAACUUGUUAGAGAAAUAUUUAGAAUUGCUGAAGAGCAUGCCCCAUCAAUUGUCUUUAUAGAUGAAAUCGAUGCUAUCGGUACUAAGAGAUAUGAUAGCUCAUCAGGUGGAGAGAAAGAAGUCUAGAGAACUAUGCUUGAAUUGCUUAACUAGCUUGAUGGUUUCGAUUCUAGAUCAGAUGUUAAAGUUAUCAUGGCUACUAAUAAAAUUGAGUCUCUCGACCCAGCUCUUAUUAGACCAGGUAGAAUUGAUAGAAAAAUUGAGUUCCCACUUCCAGAUGAGAAGACCAAGCGCAGAAUUUUCAACAUCCAUACAGGAAAGAUGAGUCUUAACGAGGAUGUUAGCAUUGAAGAAUUCGUGAUGUCAAAGGAUGAGCUAUCAGGUGCUGAUAUUAAGGCAAUGUGCACUGAAGCAGGACUUAUCGCUCUCAGAGAAAGAAGAAUGAAGGUAAAUAUGAGUGAUUUCAGAAAGUCAAAGGACAAGGUGCUUUAUAGAAAGAAGGGUAAUAUCCCUGAAGGUCUUUAUAUUUGA